Molecule: messenger RNA, 2085 nt
Organism: Fraxinus pennsylvanica
Lineage: Eukaryota; Viridiplantae; Streptophyta; Magnoliopsida; Lamiales; Oleaceae
Source: the annotation of a GenBank genome assembly
AUGUCUUCUUCAGGUGGCACCUUCAAUACUUCUGUUGAUGCACCAUACAUUUCUUCAUUCACUGGUCUUCUUGCACGCAGCAGCAGUAAUAAACAAGAAAUGAAUGAUCAAAACAGUAUUGAUAUCCCAAAUUUGAGCCCUUCCGUGUUUCUUGAUUCUCCUGUCAUGUUUUCAUCAUCAAAUGUUCUUCCAUCUCCCACUACAGGAAGUUUUGCUGAUUUGCUGUCUAAGGAUGAGGAUAGAAAGUAUUCUGAUUUCACUUUUGGAUCCCAAACAAAGCCUUUCAGUUCUUCGUCUAUGUUUUUGUCUUCUGCAGGAGGAAAUCAAUCGGAGUUAUUAAGAAGGAAUCAAGAAAAUGGGGGAUUCAAUGCUCUAAACAAGCAAACUGAAUUUUCAGCACCAAAAUCAGAAUCAGUUUCAUUUCAGAAUUUCUCUCAAGAUGUUUCGACAAUUCAAGCAAAUAUGGGGAGCAAUUCGGCUCAAAUGCACUAUACUCAACCUACUCAGUAUUUGAGGGAGCAGAAGAAAUCAGAUGAUGGAUACAACUGGAGGAAAUACGGCCAAAAACAAGUUAAAGGAAGCGAGAAUCCUCGUAGUUAUUACAAGUGUACGUUUCCAAACUGUCCGACUAAGAAAAAGGUCGAACAAAAUUUGGAUGGACAUAUUACUGAAAUAGUAUACAAGGGGAGUCAUAAUCACCCGAAGCCUCAAUCGACUCGAAGAUCAUCUUCGAAUUCGAUUCAGAAUCAUGCAUAUAGUAAUGUGGGAGCUUUAAAUCAAUCAAACUCAUUGCUUGAAAAUGCUCGUGGGGACUCUGUGACAACCCCGGAGAAUUCAUCAGCUUCUUUUGGUGAUGAUGAUAUUGAACAAGGCUCUCCAAUGAGUAACUCAAGAGACGAGGAAAAUGAACCCGAUGCCAAGAGAUGGAAGGGGGAAAAUGAGAAUGAAAGCAUAUCGGCUUCGGGCAGCAGAACGGUUCGAGAACCUAGAAUCGUCGUUCAAACCACAAGUGAUAUUGAUAUCCUUGAUGACGGUUACAGAUGGAGGAAAUAUGGACAGAAAGUUGUUAAGGGGAAUCCAAAUCCUAGGAGCUACUACAAAUGCACGUACAAUGGUUGUCAGGUUAGAAAGCACGUUGAGCGAGCAUCUCAUGAUAUGAGGGCGGUGAUCACCACGUACGAAGGAAAACACAACCAUGAUGUUCCUGCAGCGCGCGGUAGUGGGAGUUAUACUAUGAAUAGACAACCUAUUAGCUCAAACAGUGUACUUACAACUAUUAGGCCAUCUACCACGAUGAGUCAUUCUAAUGGGACAAUGACAAAUUUCGCCAAUUCAAUGACAAACAGGGCAUCGGGAUCGCAGAACCAAGCACCGUAUACCCUUCAGAUGUUGCAAGACACUGGCAGUUUUGCAUACUCGGGUUUUGGAGACUCGCUAACGGUUGAUUUGAAACCGAAUCUUCCAAGUGAAGAGCAAAGGAUUAGAAGUUGCCAAGGCAGAGUUUUGGCAAUGGAUGUAGAACCAAAUGUGUUUAGAGUAUGGAUGCCUGAUCAAGAUUGCCCUGGUCUUGCUAUGGCAAGAGCUUUUGGAGAUUUUUGUUUAAAAGAUUUCGGCCUAAUCUCAACACCCGAAGUAACUUAUAGGAAGCUCACAGAAAGAGACGAAUUCGUGGUCCUAGCAACCGAUGGGAUAUGGGAUGUUUUGACAAACAAUGAAGUAGUUAAGAUUGUGGCAUCGGCAAAGACACGAUCAAUGGCAGCUAAAAUGUUGGUAGAAUGCGCUGUUCGAGCAUGGAGAUAUAAAUUCCCGUGUGCCAAGAUUGAUGAUUGUGCAGUCGUAUGUUUGUUUUUCAAACGCUACAGACCCUUAACGAAAUCAGUACCAGAUGUUACUGCACAGAGCUUGAAUUUUGCGGAGCUUGAAGCAUAUAGCUAUCCCGGUAGUACGAAAACUGAUGAUUGCCUUGAAACGGUUUUGGAUUGGAAAGCGAAUGAAGGAUCCGAGAGUCGACGAGAUCGAUCGCAUUCUGCAGCAAACAGGCCUAGAAAACGAAGGCCGAGGAAAUUGGAUUGUAUUGAAGAUUAG